This is a messenger RNA of Anoplopoma fimbria (sablefish), 2640 nucleotides long. RefSeq lists its product as uncharacterized. The transcript is spliced from 20 exons. The record is from RefSeq and is a predicted model, not a curated record. NCBI's taxonomy places the organism in Eukaryota, Metazoa, Chordata, Actinopteri, Perciformes, Anoplopomatidae. Gene Ontology annotation, molecular function: calcium:proton antiporter activity. Gene Ontology annotation, cellular component: endomembrane system; membrane. Bases 90 to 2318 code for a protein of 742 amino acids. Gene Ontology annotation, biological process: calcium ion transmembrane transport; intracellular calcium ion homeostasis.
GCUUCACAUGAGCGCAGUAAAGGGGACGUUGACAGAGAUGAGAACGAAGUGUUAUAAGACAUAACGGGGGAAGUGUCUUAACGAAGGAGAUGUCUCUGUCGGUCGCACACAGCUUGGACACCAGCAGCCGGAGAAGGAGGCCGGCUGAGCAGACACAAGAUCCUCAGGAUGACCGACUGUGCGGAGAACCACAACUUAAUUCAACAGACACUCUAUCUUCACAUCAGUCAAUAUGUCCUGCCAUGUGCACAACAAAAUGCAUGCCUGAACAUGCAUGUCCGAACCAUCAUGCUUGUGAUGAUAGCUGGGAGGAGAUCCAAAGCAAGAGAACCAUCAGAGCGGAGAACGAAGUGGAAGCCAACAAACUGGUCAACAACUACAGGUUUGGUUUCAGAAAAUGGAAGAGCCAUGUGACGGAGCGUCCGUUUGAAGUCAGGUCUGAGGUUGUGAAAGAGCUCUACUCUGAACUGAACGUCAUUAAACCCCAUGCAGGUCAUCUCAUCACAUGCGGAAACGUAGCGUAUGUGCUUCUCUUCGGUUGGUGGGUCUCUCUGGCGUAUUUCUUGAUCGGCCUGCUUAUGUUCAUCACUAUUACUGGUGUACCGUAUGGCAAACUUUGCUGGAAGUUGUCCUGUUACUUCCUGUGGCCAUUCGGCAAGUCAAUCCAUGAGAUUGGAAAUACAUUGAGGAGAUGUUGUGAACAAGCACCAGACUGUGAGUGCAACAUAGAUGGGACGGAAGAUAAUUCACCAGUUCUGUUGCCUUCACCCACAGAGGUGUUAAUCCCAGAGCUGCCAGGACGACCUCUGCGUACUCCUUACUGGCAUCGUUUCUCCACUUACGUGUGGCUGCUGCUGGGAUAUCCUCCUCUGGUGGUCAUCCACUCCCUGGCCUGUUUCCUCUCCUGGAUCCUGGUCUUCACUAUCCCUGUUUUUAAGAUGAACGCACGGACACUAGGCGUCAUCCUUCUCUUGGCUCCUGAGGAUGUCUCUGUCUCCACCUGCUCACAGAGGAAGCCUCAAGUCUAUGAAACCAGAGCCCUGCUGUGCUGCUACCAUGCUGCAAACUGGUAUUACUACAAAUACACUGUUGAUGGGAUCAAUGUGUUCGCCGUCAACCUCCUCCCUCUAGUAAUAAUUGCCAUGGUAAUUGGAUAUAUUGACCGAGAAAACCAGUACGCCAGCUCUAAUGUCAAGUUUGCCAUAGCAAUCUGCUCCAUCAUACCUCUGUCUUAUUAUAUUGGUAUGGGCAUUGCCAGUAUCUCAGCCCAGAGUAACUUUGCAGUGGGUGCAGUGGUGAACGCCACCUUUGGCUCCAUUACAGAGUUGACCUUUUACAUCACAGCCCUGCUCAGAGGUCACCAGGCCGCCAACCCGUGUCUGCAGGAGGUUGUUAAAGCAGCACUGACUGGCACGCUGCUCGGAUGCAUCCUCUUCAUCCCUGGCAUCUGCAUGAUAAUCGGAGGGUUGAGGCACAGUGAGCAAAGAUUCAACAGUCGCUCUACAGGAGUGAGCUCCGCAUUGCUUUUCAUCUCUGUGGGAGGUGUGUUUGCCCCAACGUUGUUCUCCAAAGCUUAUGGAAAUCUGGUGUGUGACGCCUGCACCAACUCCUCUGCAGGAAACAGCACAACCGGCGGUCAGUUUGUCUGCCACAACUGCCACUACGAUCUGAACAACGGUACAUUGUUCCGCAACCAUGUUGAGCCACUGGUGUACACAGUGUGUAUCCUCUUGCCAGCCGCCUACAUCAUUGGUCUGAUAUUUACGCUGAAGACGCACUCCCACAUUUAUGACAUCCAUGUUGGAGAAGGACAGGUGACGGGCCACCAUGGCGCAGUAGUCCACUGGUCACGGUGGAGGUCUCUGCUCAUCCUCAUCAUGGCCACCGUCCUCACGUCUGCUUGUGCUGAUCUUGUUACCGAGCACAUCCAGCCAAUACUAAACCAGCCCAACGUCUCUCAGUAUUUCAUUGGUGUGACAGUUCUCGCAAUGGUUCCUGAGAUCCCAGAGAUUGUUAAUGGGAUUCAGUUUGCUCUCCAAAACAACAUCAGUCUUAGCUUGGAGGUGGGAAGCUGUAUUGCUGUUCAGGUCUGCAUGCUGCAGAUUCCAAUUCUCGUCUUAUUUAAUUCCUUCUAUGAUGUGGGAUUUGUGCUGUUAUUCAGUGACAUACACCUGUGGGCCAGUAUCUUCAGUGUGAUUCUUGUCAACUACAUCUUCAUGGACGGCAAGUCUGAUUAUUUUCAGGGUACAGCUCUGGUGGUUGUCUACCUUAUUCUGCUGGCUCUGUAUUACUUUGCUCCAUCUCCACCAGGCUGCUGACUGGGCAACUAAAAGUUUUCAGCCCAAGUAACAUUUUUUUGUCUGAACAUGCAAAUUCAACAUCACUCCCUGUUAAGACUUUUUCCUGAGAGGGUCAUGACUAAAUAUUUGUGUAAGAAUCCUGACAUAGGCUUUUCAUUAUGGAUUUUAUUUCUCAUGCCGUUUUGUAAGCUAACAUACUUAACUAUGUGUCCUCAGACUCAUCAUUUCUUAUGAUCUUUGUAAACUGUUUUGAAAGAAGGUAAAAAGUAUUUUUACAAUGCAAAUUAAUAUUAUAAUGUUAUCUGCACUGAUAUUUUGGUUAAGGAACUGUUGUAAUAUA